AUGGAUGAACUUGUAUCACAAAUGCCAGAGUCUUCUAUGCAAUCUUCAUAUGCAGUAAAUGAAGUUUUCACUCAAGUCAUGGGACCAGAGCGACUUGGACGUGCUAGAACAUAUGGUUUUGGACUAUCUCCUAGAGAUUUGUUCGGACAUAAAAAAUCAGAAGAGAUGCAAGCAAUGCAAUCCCAACUAGAUGAGCAAUUGAGUAGACAUAAGGCAGAGAUGGAGGCUAAACAGUUAGAGAUGGAGGCUCAACAAGCACAAAUGGAGAAGCAAAUGAGUCAGAUGGAAGCUAAGUUUGACACUCAACAAAGACAGUUUGAGGUUUUCUCGUUCAAAUGCGUGCAAUGGGCACCUGAUGCAUCUAGUACUCAUAAUAUAAACUCUCAUCGAUCAUUGAUGAGGAGUGAGUCAAGAAGUCCGGUAGUGCGAGACACAGAGUUUCGAGGUCAUUCUAGAGCAUUUUCAUUUGGUCAGGUUCAUCGACAAAAGAGAGCAAAAUUGCAGCAUGUUAAUAACAAUGUAGUGAAAUUCCCGCCCAAGUGA
Molecule: messenger RNA, 543 nt
Organism: Ilex paraguariensis (yerba mate)
Lineage: Eukaryota; Viridiplantae; Streptophyta; Magnoliopsida; Aquifoliales; Aquifoliaceae
Source: the annotation of a GenBank genome assembly